Messenger RNA from Chanos chanos (milkfish), 1653 nucleotides. It is a transcript of the gene sack1d, whose product is annotated as family with sequence similarity 83 member D. Gene Ontology annotation, cellular component: cytosol; mitotic spindle pole. Lineage: Eukaryota; Metazoa; Chordata; Actinopteri; Gonorynchiformes; Chanidae. Bases 1 to 1653 code for a protein of 550 amino acids. The record is from RefSeq and is a predicted model, not a curated record. The transcript has 5 exons. Gene Ontology annotation, biological process: positive regulation of cell cycle G1/S phase transition; regulation of TOR signaling; signal transduction. Gene Ontology annotation, molecular function: protein kinase binding.
AUGGCUUUAUCCCAGUGCUUAGAGGACUCACCGGGCUGGCGGACGCCAAGCGUGGCUCAAGAUCUGAACUUUAAAGACUUGUAUAAUGAAAGACACCGACUUGCUCUAGAGGAGCUGGUUGCUGGAGGGAUUGGAUCUUUCAUGGAAUUCCUUAAGAAAGAGAAAAUUCCCAACUUUCUCUCCGAGGACGAGAUUAAACGGAUCUCUCGUUCUACCAUAGUACCACGGAGCAUUUCUUUAAUUGGCGAGGACGCGCUUUUGGACCAUUCUGUCAGUGGAACAGUAGACUGCUCAUCUGUAACUUAUUUCCCUGAGAUUUCAGAUAUAGAGCCCCCAAUUUUAGAGAUGGGAUGGCCAGCGUUUACUACAGGAUCAUUCCGAGGGGUGACGCGCGCUGUCGCUUACUUCCAGCCGAGUUAUGGAGAAUGCAUCUACAGUUGCAAAGAAGCGGCAAGAAGAAUGAUAAAAAGUGCAAAGGAGGUCAUCGCCAUAGUGACAGACUCCUUGACAGACCUUGAUAUCUUUCGGGAUCUGCAGGAGGCCUGCACACUACGCAGGGUUCCUGUAUACGUCCUCCUGGACCAGUCCAGUGUAUCAUCAUUUCUUCAGAUGUGCACCAAUAUUAAUGUGCGCUUAGAUGAUCUUCGGCUCAUGAGAGUGCGGACUAUAACAGGCUCUACAUACUUCCUGAGAUCAGGAGCCAGGAUCACCGGGAAGGUCCAUGAAAGAUUCAUGUUGAUUGAUGGGAACAGAGUGGCUACAGGUUCGUACAGAUUUAAUUGGACCGAUGGAAAACUCAAUAGCAGCAAUCUGAUUGAGCUCUCUGGCCAAAUCACAGAGAACUUUGAUGAAGAAUUCCGUAUCCUUUACGCGCAGUCCCUACCAUUAAACAUGAGGGCACCGUCUAGUGCACGAAACAGUGGUAUUUAUGACCAUCUGCUCCUCAAGCCCCCUGCCACCCCUCCUCCCCAGCCCUCCCAGUUGGUAGUGCCCGAACCUGUGCUACCUGUAUGUAUGACCAGCACCCCCGCACGCCCCAAGGCCCCAGAGGACCAGCAGCCCAGUAAAGAGACUGAAGACAAGGACCAUGAGAGCAACCCAGUUUCUGAUACCUCUACCUUCGGGGAUGACUGGAUGGAGCAAAAGCACAGGAAUGAGGUUCUAACCUCAGAUGUACCCCCAUGUUUACUGAAAGAAGUGACUGACCAUGCCACCAACACAUCUGCGGUGGACAUGAUGGUCCCUUCCCCUCGACCCUCCUGUCAUAUUUCUACUCAGACCAGUUACUCGACGGUGGAGCGUGCAGUGCAGACUGAGAGGGACACCUUUCUCAAACCAACCAAACCCGCUAACAGGGUCAGCCUUCGUCCACCGAUCCGGUGUGGACCUGCUCCUCCCGACAGCAGCCUGAGAGAGUGUUUCCGCAAGCUGACCAAGGAACGGCAGUACCAUUACUCCACCAUCCGCUCCAAGCUGGACCACAUGGUGUCACUGCUCUCACAAAGACGGGAGCUGGUCGACCUCACCAACUUGGCCCUGGGCUCAAGCCCACACAGGGGCCGUAAGGCCCAUCAGCAGGAAGGCAGGCAUGUGUCUGGGCUGGUGGACAAUGCGCUCAUGGGUACCUGGCCAAGGUCCAGGUGUCUUCACUAA